UAAGGAGUAAUGAAAAACAACAAACGAAUAUCAAACAUGUCAGCGCCCAUGCACGAACAGCAGUGAUGUGCACGUCCGUGCAUGAAAAUUGUCUAGAUUAUUACUCUCUGCAUUAAGAACAUUGAGAAGAAAAAUGGCUAGUCGAUUAUUGUGGAGAUCAGUUGCCUUAAAGUGUUGUCAGUGUGGUCGCCCCUUUCAAAGUAGGCAUUGGACAGCAAGAGAUGCUCCUUUUUUUCUGCUGCGAAACAUGAAUUCUGUACAGAGAACUUCUAUCAGCUUGAAUGCUACCAAGAGUUCUCCUGGCGUGGACAUGAGUCGAAUCAGAAACAUUGGGAUCAUGGCCCACAUUGAUGCUGGAAAGACCACUACCACAGAAAGGAUGCUGUAUUACUCAGGAACAACCAAGCACUUAGGAGAUGUGGAUGAUGGCGACACUGUGACAGACUACAUGCCUCAAGAGCGAGACCGCGGAAUCACCAUCACCUCGGCCUCGGUCACCUUCUUCUGGAAGGACCAUCGGAUCAACCUCAUCGACACCCCAGGUCAUGUGGAUUUCACUGUUGAAGUUGAAAGGUCACUGCGGGUCCUGGAUGGUGCCAUCGCUGUGUUCGAUGCCUCGCAGGGAGUUGAGGCACAAACCCUGACUGUAUGGAGGCAAGCGAACCGAUAUGGCAUCCCAAGGCUGGCUUUCUUGAACAAGAUGGAUAAAGUCAAUGCAGACUUUGGCUUCUGUCUGGCGUCAAUCCAAGACAAACUGCAUGCAUUGCCAGUGCCGUUACAGAUGCCCAUAGGUCACCACCGCAGCUUUUCUGGCGUUAUAGACAUCAUUGCCAUGGAAACCGUUACUUGGCAACCAAAAGCAACCGUGGAUGCAGGACAGACGUAUACAAGAGAAGCAAUCACCGAGCAAAACGAUGCGAAGUUAUGGUUGAGGGCAUCAGAUGCAAGAAUUGGAUUGAUAGAACAGCUCAUGGACUUGGAUGAGGACUUUGCUGAAGCUAUUUUGAAUCAAGAUGAAAUUGACUUCAAUAAAGUUUCGUCAGAAAUGAUAAUGAGUGCUGUGAGGAGGCUGACCCUAGAUCAGAAGAUUGUCCCGGUGCUGUGUGGGAGCUCACUCAAGAACAAAGGGGUCCAACUACUGAUGGAUGCAGUCAACGACUACCUACCUGCACCUCAUGAGAGACAGCAGGAAAUUGUGCACCUUUACGGCAAGGACUUGUGCGCCUACGCCUUCAAGAUAGUCCAUGACAAGCAGAGAGGGGCGCUGGUGUUUCUACGGGUGUACUCCGGGUCACUCAAGCCCCAAUCUGCCAUCUAUAAUGCCAACAGGAACUGCACUGAGCGUAUAAGCCGUUUGCUGUGGGUUCUUGCAGACAAUCACAGGGAGGUGCAGAGCAUAUCUGCUGGUAACAUCGCUGUAGCUGUCGGCAUGAAACAGACAGUCACAGGAGAUACUUUGGUGUCCUCCAAAUCCGCUCUGAAUGCCGCUACGAGAGUCUUGAAGAGACAGGGUAAAUCCAGCAAUGAUCCUAGUGACGUGGACAGAGUCCCUGUACUUGGAAGUCUUGACGUACCGGAACCGGUCUUCUUCUGUACGAUAGAGCCGGCCUCACAAGCCUACCAAGCAGACUUAGAGAAGGCCCUGCAGUGUCUACAGCGAGAAGAUCCGAGCCUGAGAGUCAGAACAGACGUCGAUACAGGACAGACGAUUUUGUCAGGCAUGGGUGAGCUGCAUUUGGAGAUCAUCUUGGAUCGGAUUCAGAAGGAGUACAAGAUUGACGCGGAAGUGGGACCGCUGCAAAUCUCUUACAGAGAGAGGAUAACACAAGAGGCAACACAGCAAACAACUCUAGACCGCACUAUUGGUACCCAGCAUCACCUAGCAACCAUUAGAUUGUUGGUGCAGCCCAAACAUGACUCCAGUGAACCGGUGACCUUUGGCCUGUCAAGUGACCUGAGUGCAGAGCAUUGUGGGAUUGAGGUGGUGGAGGCCGUCCGUAAUGGAGUGAUGUCAGCCUGCCAACAAGGUCCAGUCAUCGGGUUCCCAGUCAUAGACAUGCAUAUCAGGCUUGAGAGUGUAGAGACGAGUCCAGGUACUGCCCCUGCUAUGGUCUCAGCAUGUGCAUCCCAGUGUUUACACAGCGCCCUCCGUGUCACGGCGUGUCAGAUUCUGGAACCGAUGAUGAAUUUAGAGAUUGUAACCAGUGAGGGCAGGCUGGGCGAUGUGCUGGGUGACCUCAACUCCAGGAGGGGUCAGGUCGUUGCCAUAGAGACCAGAGAUGACAGCCGGGUGUUGGUUGCAAGGACACCGCUCUCUGAAAUGAUGGGAUAUUCCACCUCACUCAGGAGUCUCACGUCUGGCACAGCAACUUUCUCUCUGGAAUUCUCCAACUAUGAGCCAGUGGACAGAACUGAGCAGGAUAAAAUCAUCAAGAGGUUGACAGGCUUUUGAAGGGCAUCUGUGUGUGAGCGUUGCCCGCCAGACGAAAGGAAGAAAGUCAGGACGGAGUGGGACUCUGAAUGAGGAGACAUUGUGUGCGACACACUGAGAGAGGCCAUGCAGUAAGGUGCAACUUUGACAUCUUGUGAUGUCAAAUAAUAAUAAUUAUAAUUUGGGAGGCUAAUUAUCCUUACUGCCAGCUGAGAAGCUGAGAGCCGCUGGCAUGUAAAGGCACCUAUGGCUGCCGGCCACAUCAACCCACAUACUACCAUGGAGCACAGCCUGAGAUCGAAAGUGAAACCGGAGGGAAGGGAGAACAACCCUUGUGGCACAGGAGAGAACCAACGCACAACUGUACUCACAUGUGGUCCGGCUGGGAUUCGAACCAGUGCCACAUUGGUGAGAGGCAAGCACUUUGCGCACAAGCCACCCAUGCCACACAAAUUGGAUUGGAGUCUUUGAAAUCUCGAAUCACUUUCUACAAUUCUACUUGCGGAUGUAUAUGGGAAAACAUGUGGAUUUUCAGCACCCCUUCAUGGUAAAUGAUGUGAUAAAAUAAAAAAAUGAACCCAGUGGGGGUGUCAAUUUGGGUCAGGUUAAGCCUCGGUCACUGGACCAGAUUGCAUCACUGCAUACACCCAAAGCGAAGAAUCUGUGUGAAUUAUAGACCAAUCCAGGCAAAUGCAGUGUUCACUUUACACUCACGAGGCCCCCUUCAAUGGCGACAGCAUUGUGCACACUUUUGUGCAAAGCAACUGCCCCAUUACGGAUUAUCAGAACAAUAGCUAGCACGAUGCUUUUGUCAUUGGAGGGGGCCUCUAUGAUAGAAGUGUGUUUUAGGAUUGGUCGAUAGCACAUAAGUCUUUGGUAAUAGUAAGAGCAUUUCACAUGUAAGCAAGGGAUUUGGGCUUGUAUGCAGGUAUGUAGCUCGUAACUUAAGACUCCGUGCUUACAAGGUUAGUGCAUAAUCCGGACACAGCCUUAAGUUCAGACAGUUAAAAACAAUACAUUUUUGCCUGGGAGUAUUGGUAUGCGAAUCACCGUAAAAGUUACCAAACUAUAUACAAAAAAUAGUGGGCAAUUUGUGAUUCAAAUUAAUAAACCAGAAAAUCC
Molecule: messenger RNA, 3553 nt
Organism: Patiria miniata (bat star)
Lineage: Eukaryota; Metazoa; Echinodermata; Asteroidea; Valvatida; Asterinidae
Gene: gfm2
Product: ribosome-releasing factor 2, mitochondrial-like
Exons: 18
Coding region: 134-2452 (772 amino acids)
Biological process (GO): mitochondrial translation; ribosome disassembly
Cellular component (GO): mitochondrion
Molecular function (GO): GTP binding; translation elongation factor activity; GTPase activity
Source: RefSeq, a predicted model, not a curated record